Lacerta agilis (Sand lizard) is the source of this 1959-nucleotide messenger RNA. RefSeq names its product deubiquitinase DESI2-like. The record is from RefSeq and is a predicted model, not a curated record. Gene Ontology annotation, molecular function: deubiquitinase activity. The transcript is spliced from 5 exons. Gene Ontology annotation, biological process: protein deubiquitination. The coding region runs from base 1310 to 1900 and encodes 196 amino acids. NCBI's taxonomy places the organism in Eukaryota, Metazoa, Chordata, Lepidosauria, Squamata, Lacertidae.
GCCGACCUCGUUCGCCAGCUCCUGGUUGUCGAAUCGUCUCCCUUCGGAGAUGCAUCAUCUUCGGAGAAGAUGGAGUGGAACUCUUCGGCUCUUUCCAGCCACCAAGGGAUGUUUUUGUUGAGGCGAGCUGGCGCAGAAAUCAGGGGUCUGAGUCUCCAGUGCAAAGUGCUGAGAAGAGCAAAGUCUUUGCGCUCAGGAUUUUCCGGGUCACUGCUGUCCUCUCGUCAGCAUCUGGAGAGCUCUUGGCACGCGAUUCUCGUCAACGGGUCUCCAGAGUGUGGCUCCGCGGGAUGGACGGCGCGAGGGACUUCAGCACUCUGGACAGCUCCUCCGCCGAACCGCUCCAGAGGCUGAACUAAAUGCUUUUGUUCACGUCCAGCUUUCCUUUAAGAAAACUCAUCCCCCUACUGAGUAUGGGUCGUCCCCCCCAGAGCCUCAAAGAGUUAUCCAAGCCUUUUCUUGCUUUUUUCAAAGAAAUCUUAUGAGAUGGCUUGUUUGCUACACAUCCCUUGAAGAGCCAAGGUGUUAAGACGUAAACCUCAGGACCCUGGAGAGCUCCCGCAGGUGCCGAAACUUUGAGAAGAGACCCCCAGGAAGCAGUGUUGUGUUGUUGCUUUCUCCUCAGCUGAAUUUAAAGGCUCUCUGUGUUGCAUAGAUGAGUUCUUAUUUUGUGUGCAAUGCCUGUCAGAGAGCUGUUCUAGUCUAGAAACCUGGUGCUAAGCUUCACUUUAAGGUGUUCUAUUAUUAAUUUUUUACUCUUUACUACAGCACCUCCCCGCUCCCAAUGUCACUCCACACUUUGAACUUCAUUAUAAAUCUUUAUACUUUGGCUGAAAGUCUGCUCCGGAUUCUUCCACCCAGCCAGCCUUUAAUCCUCUCCGUCUCCCUUCUGUGGCCCCCCCAUUCCGAGAGAUUUAGGACAAGGGUUCAUCCAUAACGCAAACAAUCCAGCUCUUUGGUGCUGUUUGGGAUUUGCAGUUAGGAGAGAGGCAGGACGGGGUCUGGCUUGAGCAUGCUAUACAAACGCUGCCACAUCAGUCAGCUGCAGUAUUAAAAGAGGAAAGCAAGCAAAAGACUGAAUGUUCUGUUUGGAGGUGAAAGGGGAGCAUCUUCACCAAAAAAAAAAUUGGCAUCAAAAGGCGGGGGGAAGCCCUUCUUGGACAUCCCCAUCACAACUGACUAUUCUUCACACAAGCAUUUCUUCCCUGUGCAGCUAAGAGUGAAAGAAAGAAAGACCCCCAUCCUUUUGGGCAUUGCCACAUCUGGCGGGGAUUUAAAGGCUUAAAUCCAGCCUUCGCUGCAAUCCACAAUGGCAAAUGAACCAGUGAUUUUGAAUGUUUAUGACAUGUACUGGAUAAAUGAAUACACUUCCACGUUGGGCAUUGGAGUCUUCCACUCUGGGAUUGAGAUCUAUGGCAGAGAGUUUGCCUAUGGAGGGCAUCCCUACCCUUUCAGCGGGAUUUUCGAAAUCACACCAGGCAGUGCCGUGGAGCUUGGCGAGACCUUUAAAUUCAAAGAAUCCAUUGCCUUGGGCACUACAGACUUUACAGAAGAAGAUGUGGAUAAAAUCAUGGAGGAACUGGGCAAGGAGUACAAGGGCAAUGCCUACCACCUCAUGCACAAGAAUUGCAAUCACUUUUCAGCUGCUCUAGCAGAGAUCCUGUGUGGGAAGGAAAUCCCCCGCUGGGUGAACCGCCUGGCCUACUUCAGCUCCUGCAUUCCCUUCCUGCAAAGCUGCCUGCCCAAGGAAUGGCUGACUCCAGCAGCCCUGCAGAGCCACAUCAGCCUUGGCCUCCACAAGGAAGAGCAGGGAGACACCACUGAUGAGGAAUCGCCGUCCACUUCCGCAGCGGCCUCCGCCUCAGGCCCUUCACGGACCUGCAGACACACGAGGGUCUGAACUGUGCCUGGCCGAGCCGCCCUGCCGAGCCUCUGCCUCUGCCCCAUUGCCUGGUCACU